GUGCCAGCUUUCUGGUGAGGGGCAAAUCAGAGAGGCGAGCGGCUCUGGAGCUGGCUGAACCCCACCAACACGACGCCUGGGUGUCCCUCAUGCCUCAGAGCAGCCGGGUGACGGCAGGCACUCGGCCGCCCUCACGGCAACCUGCCUGGCGCGGCGGGUGGCUGCCCCCGGGGCGGCCGCCCUCUGCUCAGCCCUCCUCUUCCAACAGGGCAAGAUUUUGGAAAAGAUGGGGGUGUGCAGCCAGAUCACCUUCACCCGCUGCCUGCAAAACGGGAAGAAACUGAGGCCGGACCCGCAGCUCUCGCAGCAGGACGAGCGGUUCGACGGGGUCCCGGUGAGGGUCUACCGGCCCCGGGCGCCUGCUACCGGCCUGCGGCCAGGCGCCAUCUUCCUCCACGGCGGCGGCUGGCUGUACUGCAGCAUCGAUUCCCAUGAGAAGGUAUGCCGGUGCAUUGCCAAAGGAGGCGAGCUGGUGGUUGUGUCUGUUGGGUAUCGUUUAGCUCCUGAGCACAAGUACCCUGCUGCCUAUGAAGACUGUCUUAAUGCCACCAUACACUUCAUGAAGAAUGCAGAGCACUAUGGUGUGGAUUCUGCUAAUGUAAUUGUCUGUGGGGACAGUGCUGGGGGCAAUCUAGCAGCAGCUGUUAGCCAGACCCUUGCAGGCAGAUCAGACCUCCCCAAGCUACGUGCCCAGAUCUUGAUCUACCCAGGCCUUCAGGCACUGGACUUCAAUUUGCCAUCCUAUCAGCAGAACCAGGGAGUCCCCCCCUUACUCCGAGAACAUGCUGCUUUCUUUGCUUUGCAGUACCUAAAUGGGGAUGCAUCAAAUAUGCAAGAGAUCUUGGAGGGCUCUCAUAUUCCUCCAGAUAUGAGGCUCAAAUACAGGAAGUGGGUGAAUCCAGAUCACAUCCCUGAGAAAUUUAAGGUCAGAGGCUACAAGCCACACGAGCCUGGUGAAUUCAAGCCUGAAGUUUAUGAGACAGUGAAAAGAGUCUGUGAGCCCAGCCUGUGCCCACUGUUGGCCGAAGAUGCUCGUAUUCAGCAGCUGCCUGAGUCUUUCAUCUUCACCUGUGAGUACGAUGUGCUGAGGGAUGAUGGCUUGCUUUACAAAAAGCGACUGGAGGACAGUGGUGUCCAGGUGACCUGGUACCACCUUGAAGAUGGAUUCCAUGGAAUUUUAAGCCUAUAUGAUAAUUACGGUUUCUCAUUUCCAUCUGGGAAGAAGGGUUUGGACAGAAUUGUUGAAUUCAUAAAAGGCCUGUAAAACCAUCUUUCCCUCUUCAUGCUUCUUUCACUAAUGUCUUCAUUUAGACUCCCAAACCUCAGGUAGUACUUGCCAGAAAAAAAAAGUGAUUCCCUUUGAUGUGUUAAAUACUAAUUUUGAAUCCUGAACUUCAAAUGCUGCCUGAACACUGCCUUUGUCCUCAUGAGACAACUGACAGUUCAGUCUUUACAGUUGUAAGGUCUUCUACUUGCUGUGUUUCAAACCUUCUUCUUUCAAAUCAGCAUCUGAUUGAUACUUUGUGUUUAAUUAUCUGAUGAUUCACUUCCAGUCGCUUCAGGAGGGUUGUGCUAUAUGAUCUCUAGAGGUCCCUUCC
Messenger RNA from Dryobates pubescens (Downy woodpecker), 1598 nucleotides. Its product is annotated as arylacetamide deacetylase-like 4. The record is from RefSeq and is a predicted model, not a curated record. The transcript is spliced from 3 exons. The coding region runs from base 227 to 1264 and encodes 345 amino acids. NCBI's taxonomy places the organism in Eukaryota, Metazoa, Chordata, Aves, Piciformes, Picidae. Gene Ontology annotation, molecular function: hydrolase activity.